Rasamsonia emersonii CBS 393.64 is the source of this 528-nucleotide messenger RNA. RefSeq lists its product as uncharacterized. Lineage: Eukaryota; Fungi; Ascomycota; Eurotiomycetes; Eurotiales; Trichocomaceae. The record is from RefSeq and is a predicted model, not a curated record. The transcript has 3 exons. Bases 1 to 528 code for a protein of 175 amino acids.
AUGGCCGCCUAUCGAGAAGUUCGCCGGUACCAAUGGCCGGAACUGCAGCUGAACAUCUGGGUGCUGAUCGUGCUUGUGGGGUCGGCCACAUGCAUGGGCGUUUUUGCCUGGUUCAUGGCGGUGCAGUCGCAGCUGCAGCUGGGGGUGCCGUGGCUCUUCCCGUAUAUGGUCACCGUCGGCGCCCUCGGCGUCGCGUUCGUCAUCCUGAUCCUCGUCCUGGUUGCGCAGCGGUUCCUGAUCCCCGGCAUCAUCAUUCUCGGCAGUUUCAUUCUCUUCGUCUUGUGGUUGACGGGGCUGAUCGAGACGGCGCUGCAGCUGUACGGCGGCACGGCCAACGUCAACUCCAACUGCCAGAAUUACGUGACGAACCAGCCGUACAAGGGGAAUACGCUCGAGGCAUUGGCGUGGUUGACGCAGAAUACUAUCUGCAACUGCUGGAAAGCCGCCUUUGCGUUCGAAGUGGUCAACACGACGUUUUACUUUUGGAUGAUGGUCAUGGCGUGGCAGGUUCACCGUGAUGCUUUAUGA